Cyprinus carpio (common carp) is the source of this 808-nucleotide messenger RNA. It is a transcript of the gene tcf4, whose product is annotated as transcription factor 4-like. Gene Ontology annotation, cellular component: transcription regulator complex. Gene Ontology annotation, molecular function: DNA-binding transcription factor activity, RNA polymerase II-specific; protein dimerization activity; RNA polymerase II cis-regulatory region sequence-specific DNA binding. Bases 524 to 793 code for a protein of 89 amino acids. NCBI's taxonomy places the organism in Eukaryota, Metazoa, Chordata, Actinopteri, Cypriniformes, Cyprinidae. The record is from RefSeq and is a predicted model, not a curated record. Gene Ontology annotation, biological process: regulation of transcription by RNA polymerase II. The transcript has 3 exons.
UCUCGAACCAAGCGUUUACUGUAAGGUCGUGGCAGUCAAAGUUGUGCUUUUCCUCGCGCGCCGUGUCUGUUCGGAGCGCUCCUGCAGUAGAUGGCUGUAAGCGCACACUGAUCCGGAGGAACGCUACUUCACCGUUCUGUCAAUAAAACACUCCAGGAGCCGAGAGAAACGCAUCACAGGCUGAUCUGCGUGUUUAUUUAAUCCACAUUCUCCCUCCGUUAGCGAACGCGUGUCUCGAUUGGGAUUGUUGAAGCCAGAGGGACACUUGGAGAGACUUUGUUCGCGAUCGCGCCACUGGACACCUGCGCGUCCGCUUCACCUUGUGCUAAAAUGUUGCUCUGAACCACAGUGUCUUUUUCACGCAGAGUGGAUUUUUUUGGGGCUCGAUCGUUCCGUGGGUCCGUGUGUGUGUGCGUGCGUGCGUGUGUGUGUAUUUCUGAAGAUCAGACACGCUCCUCCUGAUCGGGUGUUUUCUCAUUGCGAUCUGUUUCCAUGUUUUUAGGUUUAUGUGAUAUUUCUAAAAAUGCAUCACCAUCAUCAUCAUCAUCAUCAUCAUCAGAGAAUGGCCGCGUUAGGGACGGAUAAAGAACUGAGCGAUUUGCUGGAUUUCAGCGCGAUGCGAAACAGCGAUUUGAAAAUGUUCCCCACACCAAUGAUGUUUUCCCCUCCUGUCAGCAGCGGGAAGAACGGACCGACGUCUCUGGGAAGCGGACAUUUCUCUGGCUCAAGUAUGUCGAAUGCAACCCAACCUUGUGUUUUUGCCGGGCGUUUUGUGCAACGGGCCACUGAGUAAUUAUAAGCAUGGUUU